This is a messenger RNA of Schizophyllum commune H4-8, 879 nucleotides long. RefSeq lists its product as uncharacterized. The annotation marks the transcript as partial. NCBI's taxonomy places the organism in Eukaryota, Fungi, Basidiomycota, Agaricomycetes, Agaricales, Schizophyllaceae. The record is from RefSeq and is a predicted model, not a curated record. The transcript has 2 exons.
AUGGAUGUGGAAAGCUCGACCUCGAAGUUAGUGGACGAGGAGGGACACGCUUUCCGCGUAAAUGUUGUACCUGAAUACAGUAAGCGCGUUCCUCGUGCUCUGAAAUAUCGCCGGGUGCGUCAGCAACGUCGCUUGAGGCAAAAACAGCUGCAAGGUGAUGUAAGUGCUAAGCAGGACAUCAUUAUCCCUCCUGAGACGUGUAGGAAGGUGCCAGUCGACGUACAUUUCAGCCGACAUCUCGACUCCGUCUACGUUGAGUCCAAGCUUCUAUCCCACGGGAAUAUCGAUGAAGUUUUCGGAGCGCCGGACACCCUCCUAUACAAGGACAAUCCUUUCCUCCAAGUCUCGAACUUCUCGUCGAAGCCAGUGACCAUCGCUCACGGCGAGGUAUUGGGUACAUGCCGAAAUCCCCGAAAUUGGCUGGACAGUUCUAGCAAGAUGUCGGCCGGGGCGCGAGCGAAAAUCGAAGCUCAUAGUAGCUUUCUGCGGCAUCUAGACGCCACAUCGUGCUUGCCUCCUCCCGCUGACGUCCAUGCCAUCCGCUCCGAAUCUAACAUCAGCUCAAAAGCGCAGCGCAAUGCGACCGAGCCGGACGACCCCGCAGCGACAGAUCCUGUGGAAGGAGGCCCAAAGACAUCCUUACCGCCCGAAGACUUCGUAGACAGCGCGCGUCUGCUCGACGAACUCGACAUCUCUCCCGACGUCAACUCGGAUCAGCGAGCACGGAUCGAACAGACUAUCGUCAAGCAUAAAACCGCCUUUGGUCUCGAUGGCCGCCUUGGGAACUAUCCCGCUCAUGUCGAGAUCAAGUUGAAGCCGGGUACGCAGCCAAUCUCUCUCCCACCAUUCCCGGUCUCUCCAGCGAAGCGCGAGGUCAUU